AUGGUACUAUCGGAGGAUAUAAUAUGCCGACGUCUACGUGCAGUUGAUCAUUCGUCUGAAUCCAUUCAAACAACUUCAAUGUGGAUUCUUCAUCAUAAGGAUUCAGUUGCUGAAAUUGUCAACUGCUGGCUAAAUCUUUUUAAGACAGCUGAUGAAACCCUUCAAGUAGCGUUGUUCUAUGUAGCAAACGACGUGUGUCAGAAAGCGAAGAAGAAAGGUGACUCUCAUGCACUGUUGGUUGCAUUUGCUCCGCAGUGGAUCAGUGCUAUAAAUCAUUCAAGGAAUAGUGAAAUGGUUCGGAAAGCUGUUACAAGAAUUCUUGACAUUUUUGAUCAACGUCAAAUCUACUCGAAAUCUCAACUUGCCGACAUGCGCGGAUCAUUGACAGAUGAUGGAAAUGAGACUGAUGAAAACGCUUUGCUUGAAUUCGAUAGCGCUUCAUUAAUCCGUGAAUUAGAGUCUUAUCAGAAGGGAGAUAUGGUUAUGGAACGUGCUCGUGAAGUACUCGCCAGGAGUGAUUUUAGCUUCAAAGAUAAAAUGAAGAAUCGAGUUAAAGAUAGACGUGAUGGCGAGAAAGUUCUUUUAGAAAUAGAUCAAUCGUAUAAGAAACUGAAUGAUUUCCUUGAAGCACUUACGAAACACAAAACUAAAGGAGAACGUUUGGCUGAACUGCUUGAUGAAGCUAAAAAGUUUUACGCUCUUCAGUUGCGUGAUGUCACCGUGGUUGAGGAUGCAUACCGUAAAUUUGGAAUUGGCAUUUCAUUGGUAAGGUCCGAAGUAGAUGAAAUGCUGAAAAGUGGUGUUUAUCCAGGUGCAUCGCCACCUCGAGAUGCACCCUCACCUACAGCAAAUGAUGACCCAUUUGUCGCUGGUGUGGAACAAGCUUUUAAUCAAAUGCGAAAGCCGAAAGACAGUAUCACGGAAACAAUGGAUAUGAUGAAGAAUGAUCAGCACAUUAUCACAGAUUCACUUCAUGUACGAACUAAUCAAUCGUUUGCUGGCUCCUCAGAAGAUGUUUUGAGAGUAAUGCAAGGGGUGACUGGUGGAUCAUAUCCGAUGGACAGUAGAAUGAUAGAAGAAGAACAACAAGUUUCUCUCAGUCUAAACGAUAAUCAGGUGGUUCCUUCACGGAGGAGUUCAUCUUAUCAGUUAUCGAUAUCGAAUACUAAUAAUGAUGAUAAAAACGACAACAACAGGAACAGUAAUUCAAUGGGUACAGCUUUAGGCCAACAGCAGAAAUCACAGCCAGAAACACCAGUAACAGCCACAGACAGAAGCAGUCGAAUGGAUCCAACAGUUUUGAUUGCAGCUAGAGCAGGUUCGAAUAUUCAUGAAGCCUGUUCAGAAGAGCAGUCAUUAGUGAUGACAGCAUCACGUAGCAGUCAUGUUUCAAACACCGGUCAGAUCUCAUCACAACAGCUAGUAUCGAUCGCGUCACCAAUCAUUCCCUCCGGUUUGGCAAGCCAGCCUCAAACUGAAGCUCAACCUCUUCCGCACAUCCCACCUUCAUCGACAGUCGGUCAAAGUUUUGCUAACACGAUCACGACACCUACAGUCGGAGGAGGAAUGUCUACUGCCUCCUCAAAUCAACCGAUGCCAUCAGCAGAACAACAACAGCAAACAAUUUAUGCUAGUCGAACGUUUCCACCACCUUGGCUUCUUGGUCCACCACCGAAUAUUGCCUCAUCAUCAUCUUCGUGUCAAAAUAUGCCUUAUCCAUCUGCUUCAGCCUCACUGAUUUCAAUUGAACAAGCAUCAAAUUCAGUGUCCUUGUCAUUAUCAACGCCAACCAGCAGUGUGAUACAUGUAAAUUCUCAAAGCCAAACCCAAACGCAAAGCAACAAUCCUGCACUCAUAGCACCACAGUCAUUCCUUCACAUCUCUCCAUCACCGUCAAUCUACAAUCGGCCUCUAGCUACAACUACAACAACAACGACUCCAGUUCACAUUGAUGCAACAACAACUAAUAUCUAUCAGAUGCCCUCACCUAAUCCAGCACCGCAGUCGAUCCAUUUCUCACCCAAUAUUAGAACAAAUAAGAGUGACUAUGAUUAUCAACGUGAUUUCAAUAGAAAACGAUCAUAUGAACGUCGUCAGUCCAAUACAAAACGUAUUCGCUUUAACAACGAACGAUUUGUGAGCUUGAGAGAAGAGCGCACACGAUAUCGUGAUCAAUAUGAAUAUGCAACCAAUUUUUCCAGUCGAUCUGAUUACUCAUCACAUCGAAGUAGUCGUUAA
Molecule: messenger RNA, 2238 nt
Organism: Anisakis simplex (herring worm)
Lineage: Eukaryota; Metazoa; Nematoda; Chromadorea; Rhabditida; Anisakidae
Source: the annotation of a GenBank genome assembly